AUGUUAUCUGUCUCGUUGACAAAUACAAACCAAACAGAAAACCCCGAAUCAGUACUAAGUAAUGAUCCAAUCAGUUACACUGAAGCUAUGAGUAGACCAGACUCGGAAUUGUGGAAGCAGGCAACAAGAAAUGAAUGGGAAUCGCUUCUGUUGAAUAAUACAUUUGAACUUUCAGGCUAUCAGCCCCAGCACGCAAAGGAAGGCGAAUCUCAAAACAAUCAAUCAGGUAUACCAUUCGGAAUCCAUGCAAUAGGGAGCAAAUGGGUAUACAAAAGGAAGCUGAAUCCAGAUGGUACGACACGAUACAAAGUGAGAUUGGUAGUCAAAGGCUAUGAGCAGGUUGAAGGAAUCGAUUUCAAAGAGACUUAUGCACCCGUUUCGAAACUUACAACAGUACGCAUGCUCUUAAACCUAGCGGCAAAAUAUGACUGGCGAGUGGACCACCUUGACGUCGUCACCGCCUUCCUUAAUCCGAAGAUAGACAGAGAUAAUGUCUAUAUGUCAUUGCCACCUGGUAUCGACUGGCUGGACCCUGAUUUGUAUCAGAGCUCAAUACAUUGUGUUCGACUACUGAAAGCCCUAUACGGUCUUAAACAAGCACCCAGACUCUGGUACGAAGAUAUUAACCAAUUUCUACUAUCAAUCGGUUUUGAGCAAUCCACGACCGAUCCAAAUCUAUAUAUUCAACAUAGCGUACUACUACUACUCUAUGUGGAUGAUAUACUACUCGUAUCUACUGGCAACAAUGACAGCAGCAGUGAUAUCAAAGAGAAAAUCCAAAACCGAUAUCAAACAAUGGACCUAGGACCAGUGAAACGAUUUCUUGGCCUGGAAAUUGAGAGGGACGUUAAACAAAGGUCAAUCACACUAUCACAGAGCGAAUACAUCAAAAGUAUUCUCAACCGCUAUCAAAUGCAGUCUUCCCAUUCUGUUUCAAGCCCUAUGGAUCCAAAUAUCGAUCUCAACAAUCUAAAUUGCCACGACAAAUUUGUUGCGGACAGAAAUCUCUAUCUUUCAAUUGUCGGAUCCCUCAUGUAUGCAGCUCUGGGAACCCGGCCGGAUAUAUCGUUUGCUGUUACUGUUCUAAGCCGUUAUAAUAUUCAACCACUGCAAAUGCACUUGACAGCGGCAAAAAGAGUACUCCGAUACCUCAAAAGUACAGCACACUACAAAAUUCACUUCAUUGGUCAGCAGGCAUCUUCAGAAAUCGAAAACAGUUUGGGGAUUUGUGGCUAUACGGACUCUGACUGGGCAGGCAACACCUUGGACAGAAAGUCAGUAGGUGGCUGUAUCUUUACUGGCAACGGUAUUACUGGCGGGCCAAUUCUAUGGCAGGCAAAAUCUCAAACUGUGGUGGCUCUAUCCACACUGGAAGCCGAGUAUAUUGCAUGUUCGGACGCCACCAGAGAAGGACUCUGGCUUCGACGUCUUCAUCAAGACAUAAUCAGUUCAAUAAACUCCCAAGUGACUCCGAAUAAUGAACCAAUACCGAUAAUGUGUGACAAUCAGGGAGCACUCAAAUUGAUUGAAACCGGCGUAGUGAAGCAAAAGACUAAGCACAUUGAUGUCAAGUUCCAUCACUCCCAUCAUGAGCAGAAAGCCGGCAAUAUCAUAUUCAGAUACAUACCUUCAAAUGAGAAUACAGCAGAUCUCUUGACAAAGGCUCUUCCAGCUCCUCGUCAUCAACAGCUAACAAGAAUGAUCAACAUCUUCUAA
Messenger RNA from Morchella importuna, 1716 nucleotides. RefSeq lists its product as uncharacterized. Bases 1 to 1716 code for a protein of 571 amino acids. NCBI's taxonomy places the organism in Eukaryota, Fungi, Ascomycota, Pezizomycetes, Pezizales, Morchellaceae. The transcript has a single exon. The record is from RefSeq and is a predicted model, not a curated record.